Messenger RNA from Pollicipes pollicipes, 1523 nucleotides. RefSeq names its product cytoplasmic tRNA 2-thiolation protein 1. Lineage: Eukaryota; Metazoa; Arthropoda; Thecostraca; Pollicipedomorpha; Pollicipedidae. Gene Ontology annotation, cellular component: cytosolic tRNA wobble base thiouridylase complex; mitochondrion. Bases 518 to 1516 code for a protein of 332 amino acids. Gene Ontology annotation, biological process: tRNA wobble position uridine thiolation. The record is from RefSeq and is a predicted model, not a curated record. The transcript has 9 exons. Gene Ontology annotation, molecular function: tRNA binding.
GAUAUCAAUCUGCUGCUAGAUUGACAGACGUUGCUAGAUCGACGGACGUGAAACGCCGGUUGAUCCGCUGGGAUGGCCUUGGCGCGUCAGUAUCGUGCCAGCAGAUCGUAGGCCGGGGUUCGCCGUCGUCCGUUGUUGCUGUCGUGAUUAUUAUAUUUUGAAGACUAUGCCAAUGAAGUGCAAAACGGACUGCGGGAAAAAUGCGAUCCUUAAGUGUUUGGACCAAGUGCCAGGUCCAAAACGGCUUGGACGGUGAUUGGUGCCCUCACGGGACGCGAGCCUGGAGAGACUCCCGUUUGUGUUGCCGGUGUGCGAUCCGGAUGUGAGUGCUCUGCUCGGAGCGACCCCAUACCCGAAUCGACCCAAGACGGGCGACGCGCUCUGUCGCCAAUGCUUCUUCUGGGCGUUCGAGACAGAGGUGCAUAACACGGUGACAGCGGCCGGCCUGUUCAAGCGCGGGCAGUACGUGGCCGUAGCGGCCAGCGGCGGCAAGGAUUCCACUGUGCUGGCUCACGUGAUGAAGGAGCUGAACGAGAGGUACGACUACGGUCUUCGGCUGGUGCUGCUCAGCAUCGAUGAGGGCAUCACCGGCUACCGGGACGACAGCCUGGAGACGGUGAAGCGGAACCGAGACCAGUACGGCCUGCCGCUCACCGUCCUUUCCUACCACGACCUGUACGGCUGGACCAUGGACGACAUCGUCCGUCAGGUGGGUCUACGAAACAACUGCACGUUCUGCGGCGUGUUCCGACGCCAGGCGCUUGACCGUGGCGCGGCGCUGCUCGGCGUCGACCAGAUCGUCACCGGCCACAACGCCGACGACAUCGCCGAGACCGUCAUCAUGAACGUGCUGCGCGGCGACAUAGCGCGCCUGCAGCGCUGCACCGCCAUCUGCACGGGUACCGAGGGCUCCAUUCCUCGCUCCAAGCCAUUCAAGUACACGUAUGAGAAGGAGAUCGUCAUGUACGCCUACUUCAAAAAGCUAGACUACUUCUCCACAGAGUGCAUCUAUUCUCCAAACGCGUACAGGGGGCACGCGCGAGCCUUCCUGAAAGACCUGGAGGCGAUCCGGGCGACAUCUAUCAUCGACAUCAUUCACUCGGGCGAGAGCCUGGCGGUGCGGGACGCCGCGCGGCUGCCCGCCCAGGGCACGUGCACACGCUGCGGCUACAUCUCCUCCCAGGCCGUCUGCAAGGCCUGUGUGCUGCUGGAGGGCCUCAACCAGGGUCAGCCACGGCUGGGCAUCGGGAAGUGCAGUAAAGUGCGCGAGCGUCUCCAGCAGGCAAGGAGGGAAGUCGGCCCGGGAGACGCACUGAAGGCCGGCGAGACGCUGCCGCCUGCAGCCGGUGUACGGCGCUCCGGAGACGCGGACGGCGGCCAAACGGCCGGGCCGUGGCCGCCUUCGGAAACGAGCCGGGCGGACAGGCCCCACAACACUGCGACCGGCGCAGCUCGCUGCUGUGGGGGUGCAGGCGCUUGUAUCGCCGACGGUGCCUGUGCUCGUGACAUACCGUGAUGUGGUG